Messenger RNA from Penicillium macrosclerotiorum, 1416 nucleotides. RefSeq lists its product as uncharacterized. The coding region runs from base 1 to 1416 and encodes 471 amino acids. The transcript has a single exon. The record is from RefSeq and is a predicted model, not a curated record. NCBI's taxonomy places the organism in Eukaryota, Fungi, Ascomycota, Eurotiomycetes, Eurotiales, Aspergillaceae.
AUGGAGCUAAUCGACCGAACAUCUCGAAGGAGAGAAGCAGAACAUCCAUCGGGCGACAAAUCGGUACAAACUAAGGCGGACGUAUGGCGUCGGUCAACUAAUGCCUAUCGCAAUUCGAAGGAACAAUGCCAACAGUCAAGUCUGCAGACCUGGCGUCGGUCAACUGCUGCGUAUCAUACUUCAAAAGACCGAUGCCAGAAAUCGACCAUGCAAACCUGGCGUCGGUCAGCUUCUGCAUACUACAACUCAAAGGAUCGAUGUCAUCAAACCACAGUGGAGACCUGGCAUCGAUCGGCAGAUGCAUGGGCUCGCUCGAAGAAUAUCUGUCUUAAAUCGACAGCCAAUUUGUUGAACCGAUCCGCCGACAAGAUAUAUCGACCAAUCAGCCGAUCGGACCUUUUGGAAUUUCAGCCAGAGAAAGAGGACAAUGAAGCCCCUAGACAACUUGAAGCACCAAAGGGAUGGCCUAAAAGCAAGCCUGAGAAGUCACAAUCUGUCAUAAAAUCGACUCAAAUAUCCAUGCCUCGAGAACGUUCGGAAUCAUCGGUAUCAUCAUUAGCAUUAAAUAGGCCACUAAAGCUUUCAGAGGCAGAUCCAACUUCAUCAGCAUCGCAAGCUUUAUCUGUCGAGCUCUCUACAUCGAAGAAAAGACCAGAUGAACAAAUAAGAAGCUUGCUUAACUUGCUGGACAACGUCUCUACUCAAGCUAUGCAAGCAAAGAAGAUAAGAGACAGCAAGUCUCCUUGCUUGGGUGAAAUUGAGCAUAACUGGGUAAAUUCUACCAUAAUCGACGCCGAAGAUUCUGCUCAGGAUCUACGCGGAUUGCUUGAAAUAUAUAGUUUGGAUCUGUCCAAGAGGAAAGGAAAAGGAAAAGUGGCCAGUGCAAACCGCAAGCGUUGGAAGCUGCGAGAUUGCCAGUUUGCCAAAGAAAGACAAGGUCGCUUAAUUCGACACCGAAGCCGAUUGGAACGUGUGAUAGCACAUCUCGAGAUGCUUGAAGUACCUUCAAAUAUCGACUCUAACUCGACUACCGAUUCUCCGAUCAGUGAACUAGAGGAAGAUUGUGUUCCAGAACUCUCAGCUGACCUGGGAGAUUCUCCAACUGCUCUUGCCAAGCUUCCCUUUUCGCCAGCUCCAGUUCCCCGGAAACCUGUCAGUGUGAUUGCAGAGUUACCUGGUAAUCCAAUUGUCGCAAAGGUCAAGCCCAUGCCACCAAUACCAAAAAUAAUUGUGACAAAUACUCCGGAUGGCUCGUCAUAUGAUUAUAUAGGCAGCCCUGAUACGACUCAUUCCAACGAAAUCAACGAGAUGAGUAAAUUUUUGUCUUGGAAGGAGACGAGAAACAGCAUUCGUCUGCAACAAUCGGAAUCUUUUUCCAACAUCAUCACGAAAAUGGAAAGAAGUCGAGUAAAAUAA